CCCUCCCUCCCCUAAACCUCCCCUGCAUUUCAUCGAACAUCUCAUCUCCCUCUCUCUGAUCAUCGGAAAUGGAUUCCUUCUGCAAAUCAGUUCGCGAUUCUUCUUCUCCCUUCGACGCCAUCAUUUUCGAUAUGGAUGAUACUCUGUACUCGUCGAAAGUUGGAAUUGGACAAGCAUUGAAGAAGAAUAUUGAUGAUUUUCUCGUGGAGAAAUGCGGAUUUCCAGAGACGGAAGCUUCCGCUUUGCGCGUUGAGCUCUUCAAAAAAUACGGAAGCUCUCUUGCCGGUUUACGGGCAUUAGGGUAUGAUGUUGAUGCUGAUGAAUAUCACAGCUUUGUCCAUGGAAGAUUACCCUACAAUCUCAUCAAACCAGACCCUGAGCUUAGAAGCCUUUUGCGCAGCAUCAACCAACGCAAAAUUAUAUUUACGAAUUCGGACAGAGUCCAUGCAAUGAAAGUGUUGGAUAGAAUCGGAAUCAAGGAUUGUUUCGAGCAGAUUAUUUGCUUCGAGACCAUGAAUCCCAACCUGUCUCGAUCGUCCCGACCGGACGAGUUCCCCGUCGUGUUGAAGCCGGCCAUGGAGGCCAUGAACAUCGCCGUUGACUUCGCGGAUGUUGAUCCUCGCCGCACGCUCUUCCUGGAUGACAACACGCGAAACAUCGCAGCCGGAAACGCCGUGGGACUCCGAACAGCUUUGGUGGGGACGGCAACAAAGACGAAAGAGAGUGAUUAUGCGAUGGAGAAAGUGACGGAAAUGGUGCAGGUGAUACCAGAAAUCUGGUUUGAAGAAGAAGUGAGAUGCAGCAGAAGCGAAAUGGAUUCAUAUCUUGCAACCACAUCAGUGGGCGCUUAAAGCAUUCAUUCCCUGCAGGUUUAGGGUUCGUAAAUAUGUAUGUGUGUAUAAUGUAUGUACACUUCAAUUCCCUCCCUGAAUGUAUCAUGUUCAUGUAUGUAUUGAGUUGCCCAGAAUGUACUAGAACAAAAUGGGCUGGCGUGUUCCACUAUAUCAAUGUAAUGUCAAGUGUUAACAUGUAUUUAUGCAAUAAUAAAAUAAGCUUCUGAUGACA
Ipomoea nil (Japanese morning glory) is the source of this 1065-nucleotide messenger RNA. RefSeq lists its product as uncharacterized. Bases 69 to 851 code for a protein of 260 amino acids. Lineage: Eukaryota; Viridiplantae; Streptophyta; Magnoliopsida; Solanales; Convolvulaceae. The record is from RefSeq and is a predicted model, not a curated record. The transcript has 8 exons.